CAGGAAGAAAAAAAUCAGCCAUUUCUAAUGAAAGAAAAUGAUGAUAUUAGCAAGAUACUUGAACAAUUAGAAAGUUCUUCAACAUCAUCCAUACAAAAUAAAUUAACAAAAAAUAAAAGUAAAGAGGAAAAAAUAGCAAAAAGGAAACAAAUAUUAGAGAAAAACAGAAUUGCAGGUACAUAUCUCUACACACUUACUUGGAUUGCACAACAAAAGAUGAUAGAUAAAGAGAAAAUGUUAUCUUUAGAGAACAAGACAUUGACAGAGAUUGUUACUAGUCUUAAAACUGAAUUCUUUGCUUUGCGUGAAUUAUUACUAGCUCAUGAUAUAUGUGAAUGCCAAAAUAUACAGACCUUCUUUCAUAAUUCCUGCUCUAAUAUUUAAUGCGGAGUUAUCUCGAUAGAUAUAAGUGAAUGAUAUGAAACAAAUUUAUAUAAUGAUUUAUAUAUUAUAAAGGAAAAUAAGGUAAUUUAUAUUACUAUACUAUUCAACACUUUAAUCAUUGUUAUGAUUUCAUUUUUUUUUUUUUACAUGAUUGAGGGGUUAGUUUAAAUGGGAGGAAAAAAGGGGAAA
This is a messenger RNA of Cokeromyces recurvatus, 573 nucleotides long. RefSeq lists its product as uncharacterized. The coding region runs from base 28 to 384 and encodes 118 amino acids. Gene Ontology annotation, biological process: regulation of DNA-templated transcription. The transcript is spliced from 2 exons. Lineage: Eukaryota; Fungi; Mucoromycota; Mucoromycetes; Mucorales; Mucoraceae. The record is from RefSeq and is a predicted model, not a curated record. Gene Ontology annotation, molecular function: DNA-binding transcription factor activity.